AUGUCAAACGCUAGUUUUCGCCUGGAAUCCUUUCGGCCAUGGAAUCCUUUCCAGGACAAAUCCCAGCCUCUGCGAGAUUCUCUCGAUAUUUGCCGCUACCCAAGUCCUGUCUCGAUGACUCCCACCCCACCUCCCUCCAAUCCUGUCGACCCCGUCUCCAAGAGUCAAUAUAUUCAUGCUCACGAACCUGGACGGCAUCCUAUUCCUGACCGCCCGCCGUUGGAGGUUUGCUUGGAUGAUGGCCUGCAUUCUGACGCACAACCCACUCGACACGAGCCGGAGAAUUUGCGCUUUACCACCUUGACCAGUCCUCACGCCGAGACCUUCGACUCUGAAGACGUUUUGCAGUUGCAAGACCUACCGAGCGCUGAAGAUAUCGAUUCUGCUCCAAUAUCCGAUAAUGGUUGUCUGGGUGCUGAGCAUCGAUCCCCCGGUUUUGAAUCGUGCGACUUGGACCCUGGCGUUAUUUUGGAAGGUCAUAAUACAAUUGUAGAGAUCCUGCUCGAUGCUGGGGCCGAUGUUAACGCCCAGGGUGGUGAAUACGGCAAUGCUCUACAGGCCGCUGCUGCAUUGGGUGGAAGUCCUGAGAAAGUCAAGAUCCUGCUCGACGCCGGGGCCGAUGUCAACGCCCAGGGUGGUCAACAUGGAUCUCCUUUCUUGGCAGCUAUUUACUCGGGCCACGCUGAUCUUAUUGAAAUCCUUUUUCAUGCCGGCGCAGAUAUUGGCCUUGCAGAUGCGCUCGAUCAGACCCCUCUUCACAUUGCAGCUUUAAAAGAUAUGGCUCACCUUCUCUUUCGAUUUCCGCAACUUGCGUCAGCUAUCAACAAGCGCAACAAGCUCCUGCAAACCCCUCUCCACUUGGCUAUCUGCUUUGGCCACAUCCACUUUGCUAUAAAACUUCUUCAUCUUGGUGCCGGCCCUUCUCUUCCAGACGGCUAUGGCAGACAUGCUAUGGACUGGCAAGGAACUUUGAUGCGGGAAAUACUUGAACGUUGUCCUCGGCUCUCAUUGACACCUCAUAAAAUUCAAGAAUCAAUUGUACAACAAUCACUCUUCUACCUCUCCGAUCAUCUUCGCAAGUCAUUUGGGCGAGACAUUCCAUUAGAUGGAGGUGCACCGGUAGAUUUUGCGUUGCUUUUCGCCGACGCCGCGCUUGUACCUAGCGACGGCAACGCUUUCUAUUUCGGUCCUAUUCGGUGA
Molecule: messenger RNA, 1200 nt
Organism: Penicillium hordei
Lineage: Eukaryota; Fungi; Ascomycota; Eurotiomycetes; Eurotiales; Aspergillaceae
Product: ankyrin repeat domain-containing protein
Exons: 2
Coding region: 1-1200 (399 amino acids)
Molecular function (GO): protein binding
Source: RefSeq, a predicted model, not a curated record